Racocetra persica is the source of this 165-nucleotide messenger RNA. The record is from the annotation of a GenBank genome assembly. NCBI's taxonomy places the organism in Eukaryota, Fungi, Glomeromycota, Glomeromycetes, Diversisporales, Gigasporaceae.
AUGGCUCUAAAGUACGAAUUAGAACAAUGGGGGGCAGCUGUCAAAGCUUAUGAUGAACAAGAUUUCGACCUGGCCUUGGAUACGUUCGAGACCAUAGCAGAUUCGGCAAAAUUUCAUUUUAAUAUGGGCUUAAUUUAUGCUACACUUGGCGAGCAUGAAGAAGCG